CCGGGGAGCGCGGGUGCGGGAGGCGAGGUGAACGGCACGGCGGCCGUCGGGGGGCUGGUGGUGAGCGCGCAGGGCGUGGGCGUGGGCGUCUUCCUGGCAGCCUUCAUCCUCACCGCCGUGGCAGGCAACCUGCUUGUCAUCCUCUCGGUGGCCUGCAACCGCCACCUGCAGACGGUCACUAACUAUUUCAUCGUGAACCUGGCCGUGGCCGACCUGCUGCUGAGCGCCACGGUGCUGCCCUUCUCGGCCACCAUGGAGGUUCUGGGCUUCUGGGCCUUCGGCCGGGCCUUCUGCGACGUGUGGGCCGCUGUGGACGUGCUGUGCUGCACGGCCUCCAUCCUCAGCCUCUGCACCAUCUCCGUGGACCGGUACGUGGGCGUGCGCCACUCGCUCAAGUACCCCUCCAUCAUGACCGAGCGCAAGGCGGCCGCCAUCCUGGCGCUGCUCUGGGCCGUCGCCCUCGUGGUGUCCGUGGGGCCGCUGCUGGGCUGGAAGGAGCCGGUGCCCCCCGACGAGAGCUUCUGCGGCAUCACCGAGGAGGCGGGCUACGCCGUCUUCUCCUCGCUGUGCUCCUUCUACCUGCCCAUGGCGGUCAUCGUGGUCAUGUACUGCCGCGUGUACGUGGUCGCUCGCAGCACCACGCGCAGCCUCGAGGCGGGCGUCAAGCGUGAGCGGGGCAAGGCCUCGGAGGUGGUGCUGCGCAUCCACUGUCGCGGCGCGGCCACCGGCGCCGACGGGGCGCAAGGGGUGCGCAGCGCCAAGGGCCACACCUUCCGCAGCUCGCUGUCCGUGCGCCUGCUCAAGUUCUCCCGCGAGAAGAAGGCGGCCAAGACCCUGGCCAUCGUCGUGGGCGUCUUCGUGCUCUGCUGGUUCCCCUUCUUCUUCGUCCUGCCUCUCGGCUCCCUGUUCCCGCAGCUGAAGCCAUCGGAGGGCGUCUUCAAGGUUAUCUUCUGGCUCGGCUACUUCAACAGCUGCGUGAACCCGCUCAUUUACCCCUGCUCCAGCCGCGAGUUCAAGCGCGCCUUCCUCCGCCUCCUG
Messenger RNA from Galeopterus variegatus (Sunda flying lemur), 1038 nucleotides. RefSeq names its product adrenoceptor alpha 1D (gene ADRA1D). The record is from RefSeq and is a predicted model, not a curated record. Lineage: Eukaryota; Metazoa; Chordata; Mammalia; Dermoptera; Cynocephalidae. The annotation marks the transcript as partial. The transcript is spliced from 2 exons. Gene Ontology annotation, molecular function: alpha1-adrenergic receptor activity. Gene Ontology annotation, biological process: adenylate cyclase-activating adrenergic receptor signaling pathway; phospholipase C-activating G protein-coupled receptor signaling pathway; positive regulation of cytosolic calcium ion concentration. Gene Ontology annotation, cellular component: membrane.